Molecule: messenger RNA, 3886 nt
Organism: Sebastes umbrosus (honeycomb rockfish)
Lineage: Eukaryota; Metazoa; Chordata; Actinopteri; Perciformes; Sebastidae
Product: mucin-2-like
Exons: 3
Coding region: 811-2682 (623 amino acids)
Molecular function (GO): metal ion binding; nucleic acid binding; hydrolase activity
Source: RefSeq, a predicted model, not a curated record
CUUCCACACAGUGAGGCAGACAGCUUAUUAAUUAAACACUGGUAUUGGAUCGGUACUCGGUAUCGGCAGAUACCUAAAGCCCAGGUAUCGCUAUCAGCAUUGGGACUGAAAAAGUGGGAUUGAUGCAUCCUUAAUUAAAAGUAGAUGGCAUGAUUUGAAGCGGGAGGAAAGUCUCGGCGUGACAGUCCUUAUAAAUGCGCUUCAGUUACCACCAACUCUCUGAAGACACUAAUAAUUUCACCGUAACGGCGUGCAGCUAUUAGCGCCGAUCUUUGUGAAUUGGACUGUUUUUGUCACAAGGGGCCAAUUUGGCACCAAAUGUCUGCAUAUUAUGUAUUAAAAUACAUGCAAAUAGCACAGGAGCACAGAGACGCUGUUUGCUUGGCAGCGCAGUUACGGGUGUGUUUCACCCUUUGUGGAUACUUUGAGAAUUACACAAUUUUUUUGUGUCUUAUUUGCAACCGCAAAAUUCGGGCAAUCCCUUUGUGAAUUUUCGGAGUAUCUUAAGUCAGUUUGAAGUGAACUGAGCAUCUGGAUACGUAAAGGUUCAUUAAGACGAAUGCAUGAGUGAAAAUUAGCACAUCCUCUCCUCCAUUGUUCUAAACUGCUGAAUGAACACUAUAAUUUAGACUUCCUCCACAAGCUUGUUUGAUAUUUGAGGAAGUCCGUCUGGUUUCCACUGCAGUAGAAACACCAAGAAACCGUUUAGAUGACUUCUGGGAAGCCGGUCCAUGAGGUGGAGGAACGCCGGGCUUUGGAGCAAAUUUCGGUAGUGACCAAACGUUGGAAUUACAACAUCCGUGUUUGACGAUGACGUCACCGAAGACGAGAUACCUCCUCCCCCUCGCCGCCUUCCUCUUCCCGUCCAUCAUUCCCACAGUAACUGAAGUAGUGAAGUCGGUGUCGGACUGCGACCAGUUUCUCCUCGAGGAAACUCCGCCGCAGGUCCCAGGCAUCUUGGAGGGCGGGCGGAUCCUGAACCAGAACCGCUACAAACCCAUUUGCCAGACUUUUGAUAACGAGAGACGGUUCGUGACGCUCUACGACACCCAGAACAAGAUUCCAGUGUUUUCUGCGUACAAGUACAGAGGUGGGUUAGGAGGGAGACCCCGAAACAACUGGAAGAUAGAACCACAGCUUGAGGAGGACGAUGACAAGAACAUGGUGGUUGGAGACAGAAACAAGACGACCUACGACCACCAGGCUGGAGACUCUGACUACAGACACAACGGAGUGUUUGACAGAGGACAUUUAUUCCCGAGCUCUCACGCGUUCAACAUCUCUGACAAAAGGUCCACCUUCACCCUGACCAACAUCGUUCCACAAGCAAGAAAAUUCAACCAGGGGAGCUGGAGCAGAAUGGAGAAGUGCAUCAAAUGUGUGAUGGACAAGUACUGCGACAACAACAACGGAGUUACUGAAGGCUUCGUGGUGACCGGAGCACAACCCAGCACCGACAACGUCCUCAAGAACAGGAUCAAUAUUCCCUCCAUGCUCUGGUCAGCGUUCUGCUGCUACAGCUCCAACAUGUCGACGUGGCUGGCGAGCGCUCACUGGGGCGACAACGUCCCACCUAAAGAGAAACAUCUGCAGACGAAGACUCUGGAGGAACUCCACCAGGAACUAAGGAUCACGGGCUCUGGGUUUAAAGUGUUUCCUGGGACGCAGUGUCCUCUCCACUCUACUGUUACUCAGCUUUACCCUCAAAUUAACAACUGCAACUGCCCCCCCUCCAUUACACCCACUUCAACAUCUGGCCCUCUCCCUACUACAUCUGGCUCUUCCCAGUCUACUUCUGGUCCUCUCAAUCCAACAUCUGGCCCUCCUCAGUCUUCAUCUGGCUCUCCCACUUCAACAUCUGGCCCUCUCCCUACUACAUCUGGCCCUUCCCCGUCUAGUUCUAACCCUACCUCCACAUCUGUCCCACCCCAGUCUUCAUCUGGCCCUCUCACUUCAACAUCUGUCCAUCCUACUUCAACAUCUGGCUAUCCUACUUCAACAUCUGCCCCACUCACCUCCACAUCUGUCCCUUCCCACUCUACUUCUGGUCCUCUCAAUCCAACAUCUGACCCUCCUCAGUCUACAUCUGGUCCUCUCAAUCCAACAUCUGUCCCACCCCAGUCUACAUCUGGUCCUCCCAUUCCAACAUCUGGCCCUCCUCAGUCUACAUCUGGUCCUCUCACUUCGACAUCUGGCCCUACCCCGUCUAGUUCUACCAGUACCUCCACAUCUGUCCCACCCCAGUCUUCAUCUGGCCCUCUCACUUCAACAUCAGGUCCUCCCAUUCCAACAUCUGUCCCACCCCAGUCUUCAUCUGGCCCUCUCACUUCAACAUCUGGCCCUCUCACUUCAACAUUUGGCCCUCCUACUUCAACAUCUGGCCAUCCUACUUCAACAUCUGCCCCACUGAUCUCCACAUCUGGCCCUCCCCAGUCUACAUCGAUCCCUUCCCCUUCAACAUCUGGCCCUCCUCAGUAUACAGCUGUCCCUUCCACUUCAACAUCUGGCCCUCCUCAGUAUACAUCUGGCCCACUAACUCCAACAUCUGUCCCUCUCACUUCCACAUCUGGCUCUUCCCAGUUUGCCCCUCUCACCUCCACAUCUGGCCCUCCCACUUCAACAUCUGUCCCACCCCAGUCUACAUCUGGCCUUCUCAGUUCAACAUCUUUACCCUCAAAUUAACAACUGCCACUGCCCCCCCUCCAUUACACCCACUUCAACAUCUGGCUCUCUCACUUUGACAUCUGGCCCUUCCCAGUCUACAUCUGGUCCUCUCACUGCAACAUCUGGCCCUCUCAGUUCAACAUCUGGCCCUCUCAUUUCAACAUCUGACCCUCCCCAGUCUACAUCUGCCCCACUCACCUCCACAUCUGGCCCACCCAAGUCUACAUCUGGCCCUCCCCAGUCUACAUCUGGCUGUCUCUGGACAUCUCUAAUACCUUCCUUCUAUUAUGAGUAUUAAAAUGAGUGGCAGCCACAGUCCUGAUUUAGUAUUUGUUUUUUAUGGAAAAUGUUGUUCUAUAGUUGAACCACCAUGGUGCGACGGUCGGUGGGUAUCAAGUAAAAAAGUUAUGUGCUUCAAUCUCCAGUCGGGUUGUACAAGUGAAAGUGAAAGCUACGAGAAAGCUGUGCUGCCUGGGGAUUAAUGGAAUACUCCGUAUGAAGCAAAGCAGAACAGAUCAGAUAAAAAAUAAUCUCUCCGUGAAAAACAAAUACACCCAAAAUCUGGAUUUAUUUUAUCUCAAGUGUUCCUGUGUACCUGUUCUUUAUCAGCAACACUCCUUUUACAGUACAGAACCGGUUCUUUAGAGAAUAAAAGCCGGUCUACAGUUCAACAUUCAGCAUCAAUUAAAUAGAGAAGAUGAAAUCAGUAAUAACAAGAAAAGAAUUUAACAGCUUACUUGCAGUCUUUUCUGCAAGAAACAUUUUUUUUAGCAGUUUUAAAUACAUUUGAAAUUUAAAAAUAAGACUGAAAUAUAUUUGAAAUACUGUAGAUUAGAAAUAUGCAUUUUUAACCACGGAAAAGCACAUUUAAAAUAUAUUAAUUAAAUACAUGAAAUGAUGUUUUUUUAAUUUGGUAUGCUUAAUUUCCCUCCCGUGAAUCAAUAAAUAAUGUUUCCUCUUUAACUGUGUACUUUGUUGUAGAUCAGAGGGGGUCAACUUUAUGCCACAGAGAGUCUGCAGGUUUUCAGAAACGGCCCUUUAAAGAACAGCUGAUCAGUGUUUGGAAUAAAAACCUGCAGACUUGUCGGCUCAACUAUUAGUACAUUUUUUAGCCGUUAUCAAUCAUCUCAUAGUGAAAGGUGUGACCUUAAAACACACAGCAAAGUUCAACAAGUUCAGUCUGCGUUGAAGCGUGUGACCAGUGGAUCACAUAAUCAUGACA